GCAUCUCACGCCACGCCACCGUAAAAAGUACAGAUUACUCGAACUCACCGCUAUUCCUGUCGCCUUGCUGGUUCCGCGCGUACGUUCUCAUCUCUUCCCUCCGCCAAAGCGUAGCCUCGGUGACUCAGCUGCUCUGCGUCGAGUCGAUCAGCAGCUAGUCCCACGCGAACACGCCUAGCACCAAGCGUAGCACCAAGCGUAGCACCAAGCCUGGCACCAAGCCUAGCACCAAGCCUAGCACCAAGCCUAGCACCAAGCGUAGUACCAAGCCUAGCACCAAGCGUAGUCCCAAGCCAUCGGUCACGCGCGUUGACCCGGCGUCAUGAUCCCACCACAGGUCGCCUCACGCGCCGCUAGGCGGGUGGCAUCAGCGGCUCGCUGCUGCGCCGCGCGCGCGCAACACCGCUCGCGAUCCGGUGGUGAUCGCUAUCCCAGCGACGCCUAUCGCUGCGAUCAUGCCUACCGCUAUCACAUCGUCGCCGCAGGACUUUCUUCUGAAGGGACUUCCGUUACUACACCUCGCUUGGCGCGCUUGGCGCCGUCAGCAGCAGAUCUGGCGGGCGACACGGUACGGCUGGCUUCCGCAGCCCGCCCGUGCUCGUCCGCGUUACUAGCAUCUCCGGUAAUCACGGCCGCGAUCCUGCCCUCGAGUCGAUCGGCCCCGUUCACUCCGUUGACUCAGUUGACUCAGACGCGCGGGUCGCAGUUCGCGUCGGGGAUCUCGAUGCCGCGUUUGUCCUCGUUAGCUCCAUUAACCGAGGCCGCGGUCCUGCCGUUGACUCCGUUGACUCGGUUGACUCAGACGCGCGGGUCGCAGUUUGCGUCGGGGUUCUCCAUGCCGCUGCCGAAGCGGCUGGAGGAGAUCAUGUCAGUGGAGGCGCUGCGAGCUUCAACGCCCGAGGAGAUCACUGCCACGUGGAACAAUCACCACUUGGGUCGGACGCAUGUGAGCACGGUGAUUCCUGCUGCUGCCUUUGAGACUCUGCAGCACAGAGCGAAAGUGUGUCCCAUGUUUGUGCUUCCAAUGGCGAGGACCAACGGGUUUGUCACCAUGCUCGCACAAGCUCAGAUGCCCCACCUCCUCUUCACUGGCCUAGAGGACUAUAAAGUGCGAGGCCCCUCUGCAUCGCCCUUCUUUACAGUCACCCACUACACUGACCUAGCAGCAGAGAAGGGGUUGGUUCUGGUCCGGGGAGAUGUGGUUCUGCCAAACAAGCUCAGCGACGAUGAGGCUAGGACUCUUUUAAAAGAUCUGCACUCUUUCUACACCGAUGACUCACGCUACCGCCAUGUAGAAGCUUUCAAUAAGCAUCCCACAGAAUUUGAUUAUCGUGCUGUUGUUCGAGCACUAGGAAUUGUUGCCACUGGGUGGUAGGUUUGGGGAACCUAUAUUAUAAUGCGUAGGUUUGUAUGCGAUUUUAGGCCCUUAGUUCACGUUUUACACUGCAUUGACUUGCCAUGCCAAAUUGAUGCCAUCGAA
This is a messenger RNA of Closterium sp. NIES-67, 1480 nucleotides long. NCBI's taxonomy places the organism in Eukaryota, Viridiplantae, Streptophyta, Zygnematophyceae, Desmidiales, Closteriaceae. The record is from the annotation of a GenBank genome assembly.